Cynocephalus volans (Philippine flying lemur) is the source of this 1026-nucleotide messenger RNA. RefSeq names its product olfactory receptor 1K1. NCBI's taxonomy places the organism in Eukaryota, Metazoa, Chordata, Mammalia, Dermoptera, Cynocephalidae. Gene Ontology annotation, cellular component: plasma membrane. The record is from RefSeq and is a predicted model, not a curated record. Gene Ontology annotation, biological process: G protein-coupled receptor signaling pathway. Gene Ontology annotation, molecular function: olfactory receptor activity; G protein-coupled receptor activity.
AUGGACGGGCACCUGGUAGAGUGCCCACACAGCGUAGUGGUCGACGAAAGCAUGAACGCAAAUAACCAGCCAGCCACGGGUGCUGCCAACGAGUCUUCAGAGGGAGCCCCGUUUUUGCUACUGGGCCUGAUGCCAAGUCCGGGACAGCAGCAGCUUCUCUUUGUGCUGUUCCUGGUCUCGCACGUGGUGGGCACACUGGGUAAUGGACUCAUUGUGGCUGCCAUCCAGGCCAGUCCAGCCCUUCAUGCACCCAUGUACUUCCUGCUGGUCCAUCUUUCCUUUGCUGACCUCUGCUUUACCUCCAUCGCUGUGCCCAAGAUGCUGGCCAACUUGUUGGCCCAUGACCAAUCCAUCUCCCCGGCUGGCUGCCUGACACAAAUGGACUUCUUCUUUGCCCUGGGUGUAACUGAUAGCUGUCUCCUGGCCACCAUGGCCUACAACAGCUACGUGGCCAUCCAGCACCCCCUCCUCUAUGCCAUAAAGAUGUCCUGGGCUGUGUGCACAGCCCUGGUGGGGGUAGCAUGGCUGAUGUCUCACAUCCACUCCCUCCUGCAUAUCCUGCUCAUGGCCUGCCUGUCCUUCCGUGCCUCCCACCAAGUGCUCCACUUCUUCUGUGACCACCAGCCUCUCUUAAGGCUCUCAUGCUCUGACACCCACCAUAUCCAGCUGCUGCUGAUCUUCACCAAGGGUGCCGCGGGGGUGGUCACUCCCUUCCUGCUCAUGCUCACCUCCUACAGGGCCAUCGCAGCUGCAGUGCUCCAGCUGCCCUCAGCCUCUGGUCUCCGGGCUGUGUCCACCUGUGGCUCCCACCUGGCCGUGGUGGGCCUUUUCUACGGGACAGUCAUCGCAGUCUACUUCUGGCCCACGUCCCAUUAUGAGGCAGAGCGGGGCCUUGUGGCCAGUGUCACGUACACCAUAGUCACCCCCAUGCUGAACCCCAUCAUCUACAGCCUCCGGAAUCAUGACGUGCAGGAUUCACUCCAAGCCCUUUUCAUUGGCCGAAGGGUCUCAGCUAGUGACUCGUGA